Molecule: messenger RNA, 687 nt
Organism: Ostreobium quekettii
Lineage: Eukaryota; Viridiplantae; Chlorophyta; Ulvophyceae; Bryopsidales; Ostreobiaceae
Source: the annotation of a GenBank genome assembly
AUGUUGUAUGAUGGGGAGCGACUGCAGAUAAUUGUUGUUGACAGCUGUGGAUAUCUGGCCAUAUAUUGUUUGAAGAAAGGGAGGAUGCUUGUGAGCAAACGACUCACCAAGCAUCCCAUCGUGUCCAUCUAUCAACGAAUGGAGUGCAAGGAUAUCAUUGUGGUGACGACGAGUGAGAUUCAAGCCUGGAGGAUUGACAGGGAUGUGGGCUACAACCUGCUCAGGGGAGGACACAGUGGCCCUGUUAUUUCGCUGUACACAUGCUCCGGAGGAUUGGCCACACCAAACGAAACAGAUUUCCGUCUUUUCACGGCGUCUCUGGACAACACUGUAAGACUCUGGGACCCAUAUGACCUGCAGUGCCUGCGGGUGAUUGAAGAAACAGAAUCAGAACUGAGCGCCAUGACAUUCUGCGAAACUCUUAAUCUGCUCAUUACAGGUUUGAAUUUUUCUGACUAUGAAAUGGCAGCCAGGAAGCUGUCUACUAUGCGUCUGUUGUCACGGAAAUGGCCGGAGCCAGCCCCUUGGUCUCCAGCAGCUGUCCAGGGACCUCUGUUGAAGGCUUCAUCAAUGCUUUUUCUCGUUGCCAUUUGCACUGCUCUUCAUCUUCUGUCACGUGGCACCAUCACACGAAUCAACAUAUCUAUCAACCAGCUGUGCAGAUCUGCUGGGGACAGCCGAUGCUGA